This is a messenger RNA of Betta splendens (Siamese fighting fish), 2787 nucleotides long. Its product is annotated as extracellular calcium-sensing receptor-like. Gene Ontology annotation, molecular function: G protein-coupled receptor activity. Gene Ontology annotation, cellular component: membrane. Gene Ontology annotation, biological process: G protein-coupled receptor signaling pathway. The transcript has 6 exons. Lineage: Eukaryota; Metazoa; Chordata; Actinopteri; Anabantiformes; Osphronemidae. The record is from RefSeq and is a predicted model, not a curated record. Bases 160 to 2787 code for a protein of 875 amino acids.
CCAUGUAACAACAAUAAACUACAGUACCACAAAAGUUAAUCUUGCUUUAUUUGGGCUCUUUAUUACACAGGGUGACAUUAAUAUCUGUUUCUUUUUUUUUGUUGGUGAUGCAAAAUCUAUAAAUGUCAGCACUGGCUGUUGGUCUACAAUAAGGUACACAUGAUUGCACCCAGAGGUUUAUUUCUGUACAACAGCAUGCCAUGCACAAACAAGUGGCCAGAGCAGGGCCGGGCUCUGUUACAGCUCUUGUUCUUAGUGGCAUCAUUCUCUCAGGCCUUUGGGACAGUUUGCAGCCAAAGAGGUGAUCCUGACAAACCUCAGCUUUCUAAAGAGGGUGACAUCAUGUUAGGAGGAAUUUUCUCCUUCCACAGCAGCUGGAAAGACAGAGAGGAAACCUACACACAUAAACCACUGCCACUGGAAUGUAUCAGUUUGAAUUUCAGAGAGUUCCAGUUUGCUCAGGCUUUGCUUUUUACCAUUGAGGAGAUCAAUAACAGCACAGAGUUAUUACCUGGAAUCUCUCUGGGAUACAAGAUGUAUGACACCUGUGGCUCCAUUGUCAAAAGUGUGAAGGCUGUUCUGGCCUUGAUUAAUGGUAAUGAAGUUGUGUCUGCAUCAGAGGGUCCAUGUACUAAACCUGCACAAGUGCAAGCAAUAAUAGGAGAGACCUCGUCCUCGCUUUGCUUGGCUGCAGCUACUGUCAUUGGACCCUUUCACGUCCCAUUGAUCAGCCACUUUGCCACCUGUGCUUGUCUCAGUGAUAAAUCCAAGUACCCAUCCUUCCUCAGAACAAUACCCAGUGACUACUAUCAGAGCAGAGCUCUGGCCCAGCUGGUCAAACACUUUGGUUGGACUUGGGUUGGAGCUAUUAGAAGUAAUAAUGAUUAUGGAAAUAAUGGCAUGGCAACCUUCACAGAAACAGCUCAGCAGCUGGGAAUCUGUCUGGAGUAUUCUGUAGCUUUCUUCAGGACAGACCCACCAAACAAGAUACAAAAGAUUAUUGAAAUUAUCAAACGUUCAACCUCUAAGGUGAUUGUUGCUUUUCUUCAUUUCCCAGACAUGGAUGUACUAAUUUAUAAGUUGUCAGAACACAACAUGACAGGUUACCAGUGGGUUGGUAGUGAAGGCUGGAUCAUUGAUUCCCAAAUUUCAGAAAUGGACAAAUAUCACAUUCUGGAUGGUGCCAUAGGUCUGUCUAUCCCCAAAGCACAUGUUAGAGGAAUGAGAGAGUUUAUAUUAGACGUAAAAUCUCUAAAUACACUGGAUGAUAAGAUGUUUGCAGAAUUUUGGGAAACAUUAUUUAACUGUAAGUUUAAGUCAUCAAAAACAACAGAACACAGUCAGAGAGAAUGUACUGGACUUGAAGAUCUGAGUGGUUUACAACACAGAAAUACUGAUAUGUCCCUUAUGCCCAUAUUCAACAAUGUCUAUAAAGGAGUGUAUGCUGUGGCCCAUGCACUUCAUAGAAUAUUUGACUGUAAUGAAACAUGUGACACGAAUGUGCAGCUGCAUCCAUUCAUGAUUCUACAGCACAUCAGAAAUGUUCAUUUUAUGACAAAGGAAGUAGAUGAAGUUUACUUCAAUGAGGAUGGAGACCCACCGGCAAAAUAUGAAAUUAUAAACUGGCAGCCAACAGAAAAUGGUGUUGUAGACUUUGUCACAGUCGGUCUCUAUGAUGCAUCUUUAUCUGAAGACAAACAGCUGAAUCUACAAAAUAAGACUUUAACCUGGGCACAGAGUUCAACACAGGUUCCUGUGUCAGUUUGCAGUGGGACAUGUUCCCCUGGAACUCGUAAGGUUCUCCAAAAAGGAAAGCCUGUCUGCUGCUAUGACUGUAUAAAAUGUGCAGAGGGAGAAAUAAGCAACGUUACAGAUUCUGUCAGCUGUGUUCAAUGUCCACCUGAAUUUUGGUCAAACAACAGAAGAAAUGUGUGUGUAAAAAAGGAGGCGGAGUUUCUAUCCUAUGAAGAAAUGAUGGGAGCACUGCUCACUGCAGCAUCUUUAUGUGGAACAUGCCUGACUGCUGUUGUGGCCUUCAUUUUCUUCACAUACAGGAAAACUCCUAUUGUCAGGGCCAACAACUCUGAGCUGAGCUUCCUGCUGCUCUUCUCCUUGACUCUGUGCUUCCUGUGUUCCCUGACCUUCAUGGGUCGACCCUCUGAGUGGUCCUGCAUGCUGAGACACACAGCAUUUGGCAUCACCUUUGUCCUCUGUAUGUCUUGUGUUCUGGGGAAAACUGUGGUGGUGUUAAUGGCCUUCAGAGCUUCACUUCCAGGCAGUAAUGUGAUGAAGUGGUUUGGACCAACACAGCAGAGACUCAGUGUUCUGGUCUUCACUCUCAUACAGGUUGUAAUAUGUGUAUUGUGGUUAACGAUUUCUCCUCCUUUUCCAUUUAAGAACUUGAAGGUAGUCAAAGACAGAAUCAUCUUAGAAUGUGCUCUUGGCUCAGCUGUAGGAUUCUGGGCUGUCCUUGGCUACAUAGGUUUUCUGUCUCUGCUCUGUUUUGUUCUUGCUUUUCUAGCUCGGAAACUGCCUGAUAACUUCAAUGAGGCCAAGUUCAUCACCUUCAGCAUGUUGAUAUUCUGUGCAGUGUGGCUCACUUUUAUUCCAGCUUAUGUCAGCUCUCCUGGAAAGUUCAGUGUUGCUGUAGAGAUAUUUGCUAUAUUAGCUUCCAGUUUUGGACUGUUAUUAUGUAUAUUCAUUCCAAAAUGUUACAUUAUGUUAUUAAGACCGGAGAAGAAUACAAAGAAAAAUAUAAUGGGGAAGGUACCAACAAAGAACUUCUGA